AUGUCCGACGCACCCGCCGCCGCAUCGCGGCCACCACGCGACGUCGUGGCACGCGAGCGCGAGGCGGCCAAGGAGGCCAAGCGCCUCGCAAAGGAGGCCAAGCAGGCGCGCAGGGGGACCGAGGGCGCAGCUGCACCCCCAGCUGCCGCUGGGCCGAGCAAGGCAGGCAAGGCGCCGGCUGCACAGGCAGGGCAGCAGGCUGCACCGGCCAAGGGUGCGCCUGCUGCGGUGAAGAAGGACGGCCCGUCCAAGCCUCCAGCACCCACGCCCGUCGAGGCAGCGCCGACGACUGUGCCGCGCCUGCCAUCGCCCCGCGUCGUGUCGCUGUUCAGCAACGUCGCAGUGCCACGCACAGGGCCGCUCGACUCGCUCGCCUCCUCUCUGCGCACCUCGAUCCACCCUUCAGUCCUCACGCUGGCACAACACCUCGCGAACUUCAGCAUCGUCGGUGCCGAUGCGCGCGCCAUUGCGGUGCUCGGCGCACUGCGCGACUUUGUCGCCGACUACCGCACGCCCGAGGGCGCCGUGCUGAGCCGCGAUCUCGUGCAGCGCCUCGCGCCGCAGAUCGCCGCACUGGCACAGGCGCGGCCACUCGGCGCCAGCGUCGAGCAUGCGAUUCGCUUCCUCAAGUACGAGGUCAGCGUGACGCCCGUCGAGUCGAGCGAGAGCGAGGCACGCGCACACAUCCUCUCCACCAUCGACCACUUCAUCCGCGACCGCAUCACGCACGCCGCGCGCACCAUUGCCUCGAGCCUCGCCGCAGACAGGAUCCGCGCAGAGGGCGAGGUGGUGCUCACGUUUGGGCGCAGCUCCGUCGUCGAGGCGGCGCUGCUCGAGGCGAAGCGGAAGGGCAGCCGCUUCGAGGUGAUUGUCGUCGACGCACAGCCGCUCUGCGAAGGCCGGAGACUGCUCGCCACGCUCCUUGCGCACGACGUUCCCUGCACCUACGCGCUGCUCACCUCGCUGCCGACGCUCAUGCCGCGCGCCUCGCUCGUGCUGCUCGGCACCGCCGCCGUGCUAGCCAAUGGCGCGCUCUACGCACGCGCCGGCACGGCUGCGGUCGCGAUGCUGGCGGCGGAGCGGCAGGUGCCCGUCGUCGUGGCGUGCCAGACGUACAAGUUCAGCGAGCGCAUCAUGCUCGACGCACUGAGCGGCAACGAGGCUGGCGACCCCACCGCGAUGCUCGCGCACGGCGACGCCCCCACCGCCGCACCCACCUCCGACGCUGACUCGCACGCGCGCCUAACGCACGCCGAGGUGCUGCGCACGCCGACUCUCGGCGUCGCCAGCCUGCUCUACGACGUCACGCCGCCGCGCUUCGUCGGGCACGUCUGCUCCGAGGCCGGCCUAAGCGGGCCCGAGAGCGUCGCCGAGCUGCUGCGCGACUUUAAGAGCGCUCCCUACAUGCACAAAUAA
Molecule: messenger RNA, 1416 nt
Organism: Tilletiopsis washingtonensis
Lineage: Eukaryota; Fungi; Basidiomycota; Exobasidiomycetes; Entylomatales
Product: nagb/rpia/CoA transferase-like protein
Exons: 4
Coding region: 1-1416 (471 amino acids)
Source: RefSeq, a predicted model, not a curated record